Paramecium tetraurelia is the source of this 1200-nucleotide messenger RNA. RefSeq lists its product as uncharacterized. The record is from RefSeq and is a predicted model, not a curated record. The transcript has 5 exons. NCBI's taxonomy places the organism in Eukaryota, Ciliophora, Oligohymenophorea, Peniculida, Parameciidae.
AUGUCCUCUAUACAACUCUGGAAUGGUAUCGACACUCCCAUACAUUAGAGUACUAAUCUAUUUAGCUAAAAAUUUAAGGAGAGUGAAGAAUUUAAUUGCAAUGGCUUCCAGCCCAUGUGUCCACAUCAUCCUUAAAAAAAAGCUAAAUACUUAUUACUUAAUGACACUGGUCCCAAUGAAAAAUUAUGCACCAAAUGUGCAGUUUAAUUAGCUCAACAAGGGCAUAAAAUUGAAAAUAUUGAAGAGGACAAUGUCAAGAAAAAACAAACUGAUUCAUUCAUUGAGCAAUUAUUAUAAACAAAAAGUGAAAUAGACAAUGUUCAUUCCAAUUUAUUAUCAACAGAAGCCAAUCUCAAAAAGUUUUAUAAUGACCAAUAUACUUAAGUUGUCAAGACUUUCGGAGGAAUCGAAAAAUAAUUACAAAUGUGCAAAUCUCAAUUGCUUUGUGCCUUAUCAUAAUCUCUAUGGUCUGGAGUUUAGAUGACCAAUCAAUUAAAAGUGUAAUCCAAAUAGAUUGAACAUCAAUUGGCUACCUACAUUAGUGACAUCAGAAAUCAUUAUGAUAAAAUUGUCUAAAUGGGUACUCUACCAUUUAAUCAGAUUAUGGGAGGUCAAUUCCUCAAGGAUAUCUAAGAUAAUAAGGUGGCCUAUCUUCAUUACGAAGGUAAGAUAAGUUCCCUUGAUUCCUUUUUAAAAGAAAUUAGUAAAUUAACUGAAAAGGACUAUCAAAAUAAAAAAAGAAAUCAUGAAAGCACGAGGUCAAGUUCUGAGUAAAAAACCUCUAAAAGUACUGAGAAGGAAAAGAGACAUCAAAGUUAACCUAAUAGUAAGGAGGUCAAAAGUUUUGAUAAUUCAGAAAAAAAAACUGCUCAAACCUUCAAAAUCACAGAAGAGUCCAUUGAGGAAUGGAUGGAGAAUUCAAAUUCUAAAUAGAGGCGCACUGAACCUGCUGAAUAAUUAUAAAGUCCAAACAUAUUAGCCACUAAAUUCUUUAAGAAAUAGCUUCAUCCAAGUAGGGCUUCUAUGAAAUAAGAAACUAAUUAAGCUAUGCUUGAUAAAUUGAUCUCAGAAUUCUCUUAAAUUAAACAAGAGAGAGCUAUGAAAAAGUAAUCCAGGACUCCUGAAUUAGGAAAAUCCGUUAAGGAAAGCUUUCCUAACAAAUUAUCACCAAAAUUUCUUUAUAAAAAUUAUUACAAAUGA